AUGGCACACAAUCCUUGGGCUAAAAGAGAUGCUUGGAGAUACGAGGGUCAAUUUACUCGUUACAACAGAUUUAAGAAUACUUUACCAGGAUUAGGUAUUGGUACCGCUGCAUUUCUCUCCUACUGGGCUUAUGAACAUUUCAUCUUAAAGAAAGGUCAUGAUGAACAUGGACAUCACUAA
Spathaspora passalidarum NRRL Y-27907 is the source of this 180-nucleotide messenger RNA. RefSeq lists its product as uncharacterized. Gene Ontology annotation, biological process: mitochondrial respiratory chain complex I assembly; electron transport chain. Bases 1 to 180 code for a protein of 59 amino acids. The transcript has a single exon. NCBI's taxonomy places the organism in Eukaryota, Fungi, Ascomycota, Pichiomycetes, Serinales, Debaryomycetaceae. The record is from RefSeq and is a predicted model, not a curated record. Gene Ontology annotation, cellular component: mitochondrion.